AUGGCGAUCAACGUGACCGAGUGGCUGCUAGCGGCGAAUCGGACACAUGGCAAAGUGUUGUUCGUAACCGACGAGCUCGAUGAAUUUAAUAUGCUAUUUAGAAUCGCUCUGCACCGCCGCCUUCUGCUUGGUCUCUUUGUGCCGGCCACUUGCGGUCUUCUCACCGCUUUACUGGUCUGGGUUAUGUUUGUCGUAUACACGGAGCGGCCGCCUGUUGUGCUGGCCUACACGGAGAACAUGUACACCACUGACCUGGAGAUAGCCACCGAUUUCGGCAACAUGGAUCUCUUAACACUGGACCAGCCGCCAAGACGAUCGUCUAAAAUCAGCAGCCAGCAUCGUUCUACCCCGAGCUAUCUGCGCCGGAUGAGAAACUUUUACUCAUCCAUGGACAACAACGCCAUCACUCCCGAAUUGCUGCUCACCGCAGAUCUAGACUUAUCGGAAGACUCCUCGUAUCUCAAUCAGAUCUCUUAUCCCAAAUCUGACUGUUUCUUCAUAUCUGAUAGGCACAAAAAUCAGCUUUUAAUCCCAAUGCUCUUAAACACCCGACCUCGAGCCUCUUGGAAAGCUUGGACUAGGGACAGCCUGAAGGUGGAUUCUGAUUCUCACCUACCAAAGCUUACAACAAAUGAUGCCGUCACAACAACCAAAGAGUCCUGUUUUUAUUCGUCCAGGAAUAGAGUAUUUUCUAUGCCAUGCCUACAAUGCUGUAUGAAGCCAGGAAUCGAACAGCCCCUGACUUCUUGGUCUACUUCAGACGUGUUUGAUCAUGCAAACUGA
Messenger RNA from Protopolystoma xenopodis, 783 nucleotides. The record is from the annotation of a GenBank genome assembly. Lineage: Eukaryota; Metazoa; Platyhelminthes; Monogenea; Polystomatidea; Polystomatidae.